AGCGCGCCACUGGAAGAAUCAGCGACGACCGCAUACAAACAACGAACACAAACUGAUUUCAGUUUUCGCAUCUGCAAGAAACAACUACAACAAGUGAAUCGGAAUAAUGAGGGGAAAUUGGUUAGCAGUGUUGAAAAACGGCGUGGGAGGCAAUAAGGCAGCGUACGCAACCGCAACAGCACCGAAGAUGAAAGCGUACGCAGCUUCGGCUGAUUACGGGCGUCUGAACCAGCAAAAGAGGAACUCAACGAAACAGGACUUUGUGGCGGUGUACGUGGCGAUUGGGAUGAUCACGACGGCGAUGGGGCUGGGUCUCCACACUGCGUGGCAGCAACUGAGGAAUUCCCCAACGGUGCGCGUGAAGAAGCAGAGAAGAGAGACUCUCCCCGAAGUGGUGGAACCGGAGCACGUGGCGGAGGAGACCGAGAAGUUCAUCAAGCACUCCUUCUUCCGGAAAGUGGCGCACGUGCAAGAGCGCAGCUACCCCGACCACCACCACAUCCCUAACCCCGUUAGCAAAGAUGCCUACGCCCACACACCCCGUCUCGAAACUCUGAAAUCCGUUGGCAUUGAUCCUUCCCACCUCUGAGUAUUCUAAAUCUAACAAACUCUCACUUCUAUUGUAAAUAGCUCAACCACCUCUCUGUAAUAGUGGCUUUUGCUACUUUCCUUUUUCAAGUUAAAGAUUAGAAACUUCAAUAACUAUUUAUUAUUCAUGA
Vigna unguiculata (cowpea) is the source of this 719-nucleotide messenger RNA. Its product is annotated as NFU1 iron-sulfur cluster protein. The record is from RefSeq and is a predicted model, not a curated record. Lineage: Eukaryota; Viridiplantae; Streptophyta; Magnoliopsida; Fabales; Fabaceae.